This is a messenger RNA of Didymosphaeria variabile, 1449 nucleotides long. RefSeq lists its product as uncharacterized. The transcript has a single exon. Lineage: Eukaryota; Fungi; Ascomycota; Dothideomycetes; Pleosporales; Didymosphaeriaceae. Bases 1 to 1449 code for a protein of 482 amino acids. Gene Ontology annotation, molecular function: oxidoreductase activity. The record is from RefSeq and is a predicted model, not a curated record.
AUGGCGCCUUCAGCAAUCGACAAUCCAAGCCCAUCUCAGCAGGAGUUUGUCGACCCUAAUGAACUUCGGACGACAUUCUCACUGGCCAUGUCGGCCAUGUACAAGAAAGAAGUACCGCUAUACGGAGAUCUGAUCAAAAUCGUGCAAAGCGUCAAUGAAGAAGCGCUCAGAAAUUCGGCCGACCCGAAGAUCACCGCCAUGCGAAAUGGCAACCUUGCGUCAGAACGUCUUGACCUCGAGAGGCAUGGGGCAAUUCGUCUUGGGACGCCGCACGAGCUUCAGACAGUGCGUCGGAUUUUCGCCAUCAUUGGCCUGUAUCCGGUUGGAUAUUACGACCUUUCACCCGCAGGGCUUCCGAUGCACGCGACCUGCUUCCGACCGACGACAACAGCUGCGCUAAGUCGUAACCCUUUCAGGGUUUUCACCACCUUAUUGCGACCCGAUUUGUUGAAGGACGCCCAAUCGAAAGACCUGGCUCUUGAUUUGCUCUCUCAACGAAGUAUCUUCAGUCCGGAGCUGGUGAGACUUCUAGAUGCAGCAGAACGUCAGAACCACAGACUCAGGCCAGACGAGGCUUCUGCUUUCGUACGAGAAUCGAUGAAGACAUUUGGAUGGAGGCCAAUUGCCGCAGCAUCGAAGGAUGUAUACCAGAAGUUGAAGGAUGAGCACCCCAUACUGGCAGAUGUAGCAUGCUUUCAAAGUGCACACAUCAACCACCUCACACCACGAACGUUAGAUAUCGCAGCUGCCCAAGAGCGAAUGAGGAUCGAGGGGCUCCGAGUCAAGGAACGGAUAGAAGGACCGCCUCCUCGAAAAUGCCCUGUCCUCCUGCGACAGACGAGUUUCCUGGCUUUGGAGGAAUCAACACACUUCCCUAGCGAUAGAGGCCUCGAGGAAGGUUGUCAUAAGGCUCGUUUUGGCGAGAUAGAGGAACGAGGCGCGGCCGUUACUGACCGAGGACGAGCUUUGUAUGACGAGCUGUUGAAUGAGACGAUGAGGCAGAUCUCAGCUUGUCCUCGAUAUCUUGAUGCGUCUCAGAAGGAUAAGAUCUUGGUUGACACGUUCGCGCGUUUCCCAGAUAAUUGGGAUGACCUUCGGCGCCAGGGUCUCGUUUAUUUUGAUUACUCUCUGGGCGCAUCUGCAAAGGAAGCCACAAUACCUUUGAACCCGUCUGUAGACGAUCUAAUUUCUCGAGGCGUCCUAGUGGCAGUGCCGAUAACGUACGAAGACUUCCUCCCCAUGUCCGCGGCGGGCAUCUUCCAGUCGAACCUGGGUAAUGAUACGACAGCCAAGAAUGAUACAAUAACGAGCUUUUCAGAUCACUUCGGCUUCCAGCAAAACUUAGGUUGCGCAGUGACGGAUCUGGAUACAGCGUACGCAAUGGCGCAGGAUGCGAGCUUAAGGAAAUGUGCCCUCGAGCUCGGAAUGGUUGAGGAUGCGCUUCUCUGA